This is a messenger RNA of Papaver somniferum (opium poppy), 474 nucleotides long. RefSeq lists its product as uncharacterized. Bases 1 to 474 code for a protein of 157 amino acids. NCBI's taxonomy places the organism in Eukaryota, Viridiplantae, Streptophyta, Magnoliopsida, Ranunculales, Papaveraceae. The record is from RefSeq and is a predicted model, not a curated record. The transcript has a single exon.
AUGAGAUUUAUUAAGAAGGGAUUGGGACAAGUACCGGAGGUUACUAAUGAGGAAGACGAGCUGAAAAUCCUGGAAGAUUUCAGCACUAAAAGUUGUUAUGAUGCUUUAGUUGGCGAUUUAGAACAGUGCAAUUUUCAGAAGUUUGUUUGGAAAAAUAAUAUCCCACACAAAGUGAGCUUUUUACUGUGGGAAGGCUUUCAAAAUGUUAUUCCAACUAGACUCAUGCUGAGACAUAGAGGGAUUCAAGUUGAAAGUGAGUUGUGUUUGUUUUGUGAUGCAGAAAGGGAGACAACGGAACACAUGUUUAUGCACUGCAAUUUUUCUUCUGUUGUCUGGGACUAUUUCAUUAAGGCGUUCAAGAUUUUGUGGCCUUUGCCAAGAACUCUGUUGGAACUUUUCGGUGCUUGGUCUAUUAAUGUGCUCCAUGGGAGAGGACGGAAAAUCUGGGAAAUUCUACCAUACACAAUUUGCUAA